Molecule: messenger RNA, 480 nt
Organism: Arctia plantaginis
Lineage: Eukaryota; Metazoa; Arthropoda; Insecta; Lepidoptera; Erebidae
Source: the annotation of a GenBank genome assembly
AUGCCUAGAGGACGACGUGCGAACAUCGGCCGCCGCACAAGACAUGCAAGCCAGCAACAAGUAUAUUGGACCAAUGACGACUCUAUGCCGAUAUUGCAAUGUGUUAAAGUUCAAAAGAGAAACGGCUGGAUUGUGCUGCGCAAGUGGAAAAAUCAAACUGGAUCCAUUACUUACACCACACAGCCACUGAAACCAUUGUUCGAUGGAAGUGAUCCCGAUUCCAGCCAUUUUCUUCAACACAUCCUUGAAUACAAUAACUGCUUUCGCAUGUCUUCCUUUGGAGCUAAUAUCAUUCGAGAAGGCGACUUCAUGCCGACUUGCAAGAUACAAGGACAAAUAUAUCAUUUGCAUGGUUCAAUGGUACCAACACCAGAUGAACCGCAUCAAUUUCUGCAAAUAUAUUUCAUUUCGUCGAUGGUGGAUCAGCUGAAAGUGCGGUGCAAUAUAGGGAACACAACAGUUAAAGAGACGAAUUAUUAA